Diabrotica virgifera virgifera (western corn rootworm) is the source of this 2779-nucleotide messenger RNA. RefSeq names its product piggyBac transposable element-derived protein 4-like. Bases 338 to 2305 code for a protein of 655 amino acids. The transcript has 3 exons. The record is from RefSeq and is a predicted model, not a curated record. NCBI's taxonomy places the organism in Eukaryota, Metazoa, Arthropoda, Insecta, Coleoptera, Chrysomelidae.
AAGUAUAUUUAACACGUUAAGCCCCAUGUGUACCACACUGGCACACACUCUAGUUUUAUCUGGGACCGUGUGUACCUAUCAGGCCACAGCGAAGUGUCGUGUUCCUAAUGCCGUGGCUCGUCGAGGAUCGCAUUUGCCGUGCUUUCUUAUGUAUAAAUGUGUGUAAACGGUCUGUGGUAAACAAAAUCAGAGGUUGGUCCGUUAAACCACGUGUUCACAAACAGGUUAGGUUAUAAUUUCUAACAUGCUUCAGUCAGUAUCGGUUCGAACGUCUAACGAGGCUAACACUAUUUUCUCUUCAGUUUUUUGUUAAAAAGUGGAACUAAAAAAUAAGAUAAUGUUCCGUAAAGGACUAUCGGAAGACGAACUUCGCAGACUUGCUGAGGAGAGUGACUUUAGUGAUAGUAGUAUGUCUGAAAGUACGUUUUAUGAUUCUGAUGCCGAUCCAGUGUACAAUGAAAAUGUUACUGAUGGUUCUUCAGACUCAUACAGUAGUGAAUAUGAGUCUCGUAGAAAAAAAGCUAAAAUUUGCAAACAAACACAAAAUUGCAAAGAAUUUACUGCAGGUUCUAGUUCUAACCAAAAGGAGGCUGAUACAAGAAGGAUAGAAAAAGCUGAAUCUGCAAACGUUAGCCUGGAAGCUGUUAUUGACGAUGUAUCAAGAAAUAAAAUAACUGCAGGUCCUAGUUGUAUCCAAAAGGAGGCUGAUACAAGAAGGAUAGAAAAAGCUGAAUCUGCAAACGUUAGCCUGGAAGCUGUUAUUGACGAUGUUGUAUCAAGAAAUAAAAUAACAUGGAGCGAUGUGCCAAAUCCAGAUGAUCUCAAUAAGUUCGAACUAUCAUUUACUUCAGGAAUAAAUCAGGAAGAACUCGCAAAACUUACAGACCACAAACCAAUAGAUUUCUACCUACUGUUUAUCGACCGUCAAGUGCAAGAUUUGUUGGUUACUGAAACUAAUAAAUACGCCGAACAAACCAUAAUCGCUGGUAUUGUAAAUGAGUCAAUAACGAAACAUUCGCUUAUGAGUAACUGGAGACCAAUUGACAGAAAAGAAUUGCUUCGAUUUUUGGCUCUCAUUAUUUGGAUGGGGUUAGACAGAAAACCGAAACUCAGAAAUUAUUGGAGUAACAAUUUACUUUACAAAAAUGAAGUUUCUAAAAUGUGUGAAAUAAGUAGAAGUCGAUUUGAAAUAUUAUUACACUUCUUUCACAUUUCAGAUAACGAGAGCUGCCCACCUGGAAACAGACUCUACAAAAUUUCUCCUCUUGUACAAAUACUAAAUGAAAAGUUUCAGAAAAUGUGUACUCCUAGAGAAUCGUUAUGUAUUGACGAAACUAUGGUGCCAUUUCGUGGUAGACUUAGUUUUUUGCAAUACAUUCCUGGAAAAAGACACAAAUAUGGAGUCAAAUUGUUUAAACUUUGCGUCGCAGAUGGAUAUACGUACGCCGUUAAAGUGUACGGUGGAAAAGAGAUGCAACCAUCUGAAAAGUCGUUAGCAUCCAGAGUGGUGAUGGAACUUAUGCAACCGCUUCUAGAUACAGGCAGAAGUUUAUAUACUGAUAAUUUUUAUACGAGUGUUGACUUGGCUCAUGAUUUAAAUAAUAGGAAAACCCAUUUAGUCGGAACAUUACGUUCCAAUAGGAAACAUAAUCCCAAAGCGGUAGUCAAUGCAAAAUUAAAAAGAGGUGACAUGAAGUAUCUACAGAGUAAUACAAAAGUUGUUAUCGGAAAGUGGAAAGAUAAACGGGACGUUUUGUUUUUAACGACCAAGGAUAUUCCUUUGAUGAUAGAUGUUCAAACAAAACGUGGACCUGUUCCCAAACCAUCGACCAUUGUUGACUAUAAUUCUGCAAAAUCUUUUAUCGAUGUGUCGGAUCAAAAGGCUGCAUAUAAUUCCCCUGUUCGACGAAGUAUGAAGUGGUAUCGUAAAUUGGCUGUGGAAUUACUAACAAAUACCGCACUUGUGAACUCUUUAGUUCUCUACAAAUCUGUUACUGGCAAACAUCUCUCAAUUACUGAGUUCCGUGAACAGAUUGUUCAAAGUCUUUUAAUGCCUCAAACAACUUCUGAAAACUCUUUAACAACUUCUGAAAACUCUUUAACAACUCUGCAUACGUUGGACGAGAAAGAGAAAAGGAGAAGGUGUUCAGCAUGUUACAAGAACUUUUCGAACCGUGAAGGAAGAGCAUCAGCGAUGAAGAAUGCCAAAAGGGUAUACACUUUUUGUCCGGCAUGUGCCGUUAAUACCGCAUAUAUGUGUGUUAAGUGUUUUGUGAAUAUUCAUACAUGUUCUUUGAAAAAAUAAAUUGUUUUUGUAUUUUUAAACUUAAAAUAUCUUAGGGAGAAGGUAUUUGAUUAUCUUCCUGGUGUGAGCCAAUAUGGCACACAUGGUCCACAUUAAAACAAAUUACAAAAAUAAUUAUAAAUAGACCGUGUGUACCCUGUUGGUACAUGCUGUUUUUUUACUUAAAAAAUGUAUUUUGUUUUUAUUUUAGAAUAGAAAUAAAUAGUUAUACACAUUCUUAUUUCAAAAUUAUUAAAAAAAUGUUCCGGUCUGACAGAAAAAUUAUGUCAUGAUGGUCCGGGGCUUAACGUGUUAAGGUAAAAAUAUAUACCACAGCUUUGACCAACUAAUAUUUUUUAUAAUUAAUGUUUUUAAUUUUAAUUUUAAAUUAAUCACUUUGACAUUUAUGUCAAAUUUCCGGUAAACGUUUACAGACUUGCCACUACUGGCUCUCGCGAAUUUGUAAAUAUCCCCUCUACGUACGAGCUCACAGCG